UGCGUUUUUAUUUGAACCCUUCUCUUGUUACCCCUCCUUUAUCGCCAACCAUCGACUGGCCCAGAGCAAUGAAGCGGGUCGAACCAUGCUAGGGACUGGGGAGGAGGUAUGGAACAUUUGUCGCUGAACGAUGUGUGGGCUGCAGGAUUUCUUUGAAGGCGACUCUAACUUCUUGAAGCGUCGAAAAGUCCGACUGUCGGUUGUGACAUAAAAGGGCCGGCGGUACCCGGCUGCGCGAGGUGACUCGAAGCGACUCCUGAUCGUCUUAGUCUCUUCAACUCUCGUGAGGUUUAUCUGAACUGCUGACGGGCCGUUAAUCUUGUUGCUUUUUCUUCUUUACAGGAAUUGCAACCCGGCUUUAAGCUUAUCUCGCCGGCCGUUUUCACACUUCGGCGGGUACUCGACUUGUGUGCAGCAAGUUGCUGAUAGUUCAAUUGGUUAAUAUCGAGUAAGUGGAGGGCUCUACCUGUUGUUUUCGUGCAUACAUCAACUCUUAUAGUCAGUGGACAUCAUUGUCAAUAGCAGAGCUGACACCCUCACAGAGUCCAACAACACAUCGCAAACAUGGGACUCAAGCACCUCCUGGCAAUGGGCCUGCCCAUCAUGCCCGCGGCCGCGGAGACCGUCCUCGGCAUCUACGUCUUCCACCGCCACGGCGACCGCACAGCCAAGAAGACGCCUCCCGUCCGCUUCACCGACCUCGGCGCCUACGAGGUCUACACCUCCGGUCUGGAAUACGGCCGGCUCUACGUCCGCGAAAACGCCACCCACCAGAUCCGCAACAUGAGCACCGACGACGUCCUCCCGGAGCAGCUCUCCGUCACCUCCCCCACCGACGUCGUCCUGCAGUCCUCGGCCAACGCCUUCCUCCAGGGCUUCUACCCGCCCUCCGGCACCGUCGAGGCCCUCGCCAACGGCUCCAGCGUCGAGGCGCCCCUCGGCGGAUACCAGUACAUCCCCGUCAACGCCGUCGCCACGGCCUCCACCAGCACGAACGCCGAGAGCAGCGAGUGGCUCCAGGGCGGCAGCGGCUGCGGUAAGGCCGUCGUCAGUUCAAACAACUACUUCUCCUCGCCCGAGUACGCCGCCGUCGACGCCGAGUCCCGCGACUUCUACCAGAGCCUGCUGCCCGUCAUCAACGGCACGUUCGGCGCAAAGGCCGCCACCUUUGAGAACGCCUACUCCAUCUUCGACCUCAUCAACGUCGCCAGGAUCCACAACGACAGCAUCCCCUCCGACUCCCUCCUCACCAACGCCACCAUCCGCUCGCUGACCGACUACGCCAACAUCCACGAGUGGAACCUCGCCUACAACGAGAGCGACCCCAUCCGCGCCGUCGCCGGCAAGGUGUUGGCCGGCCAGGUCCUCCAGGCCCUCAACGCGACGCUCAAGGACGCCGCAAAGUCCUCCUCCGUCAAGGCCAACAUCCAGUUCGGCGCCUACGCCAGCUUCUCGUCCUUCUUCGGCCUCGCCCAGCUGCAAAAGGUCUCGGCCGACUUCCAGACCGUCGUCGACUACGCCUCGUCCAUGGUCUUUGAGCUCGUCACCAACGCCACCUCCGCCAGCCCGGCCGCCGACGACGUCGCCGUCCGCUUCCGCUUCGCCAACGGCUCCGCCGGCAUCAACAACCUCACCGUCUACCCGCUCUUCGGACAGUCCGAGACCGUCCUCCCCUGGAACACUUUCGUCACCCAGAUGCGCCAGUUCGCCAUCGAGGAUACCAAGACCUGGUGCACCGCCUGCGGCAACUCCACCGGCACCUGCGCCACAGCCCUGGGUCUGGAUGGCAGCACCGAUGCCAACGGAACCGGCUCGAGCGGUAGCAAGGGAGGCGUCUCGACUCCCGUGGCGGGCGUCAUCGGCGCGCUGGUGACGUUGGUUGUGAUCCUGGGCAUCCUCGGCCUCGUCAUGCUCAUCGGUGGCCUGCGUCUGGUCAAGAAGUCCAAGAUCGCAAAGGAUGUCCCUGCCGCUUCUACUGCGGAACAGACUGGUGGUGCCAAGCACUAAGCACGCAAUGUAAGCAACCAUUGUGUGCGACCAAGUGUCCACGAUGGAUUUGUGAUCGAUAAUGAGACACGAUGAAUGUAUCGUGAAUAGUAGUCCCAAGCGGACAUGAGCUACCUUAGUAAUGAGAUGUUGAUACCACCCUUUU
Colletotrichum scovillei is the source of this 2152-nucleotide messenger RNA. RefSeq names its product histidine acid phosphatase. NCBI's taxonomy places the organism in Eukaryota, Fungi, Ascomycota, Sordariomycetes, Glomerellales, Glomerellaceae. The transcript has a single exon. Gene Ontology annotation, biological process: dephosphorylation. The record is from RefSeq and is a predicted model, not a curated record. Bases 565 to 2007 code for a protein of 480 amino acids. Gene Ontology annotation, molecular function: phosphatase activity.